AAAGAGAGCUUAUGUAAGUUAUAUGGUUCAAGUGGCAGGGUGCAGAGACGUCAAACAUUUGGUACAGCUGUUGCAGGCUUCGAUGUGGGUUUGCAAAUUGGUUACACCACAGCCUUCUGUGCUCACGAGAGAUGGCCAGAAGACGCCGGGAGUCUGUUAUAUAAUCUGUUCCCCACGAUCUUUUUGGGUUUGGCACAUGGGCAUCACACGUGAGACAACUUUGCAACUGAGAUGCAGCAAUGAACGUGGAUUCUUCACCACGGUGUCGAAACUAAGAACCUCCAAACGCAUUCAAGAGGAUCUUAGCAGAUGACUUCAGCCUAGCACCCAAAGAACUUUUAUAUAACAUGUUGCAGUGAUAGCGCUUUCACUUCAGCGAGUGUGGCACUUUGGGAAGCAGGUACAACAUGAUUCGUUGUGUCCAUCAGCAACAAGAACUGGCCAACGCUGUGGAAGGCGUUUUUGUGGAGCUGUCAACUCGCAUGGAAAAGCUCUCAGCAGAGGUUCAAGAGGUGUUGCAGCAUACAGCCGUGACCAUCGAGACCAGUGAGCCAAAGGAGAUAUUGGAAAGGAGGCUGGAGCUCCCUGAGCUCCCCGAGCCGUCGGAGUUGCGCCGGUCCUUGCCGGUGACCUUGAAGGAAGCGAAGGUCCUUUGCGAGGAGAGCGACUUCCGGGAGGCCGUGCAGUUGGCAACUCAGCAACUCCGGGAAGCGCUGCGGGCGGUGGGCGAUUUGGAGAAGUCCACCGAGGCGACGAUGGAGCAGCUUCAAGCCAAAGUGCCGAGUUCAAGCCACCCGAGUCAACAGGUGUCGUUGAGCCUGAGUGCCCGGAAGCCCAUCCUUCCAAGCUGCGAGGAGGACCUCGAAGAUCGCAGCUUCGGAUCUUCCCUCAGGUUUUCCACCUGCUCGACCGCACUCCCCGAUCCUCUGGUCAGGCCUCCCGAUCCAACGGGCGUUGUGGCGCCGGCCGCCCUGAGGAACGAGCUCCAGAGGGCACCGGGUCCGCACGAUGCAGAGAUCGAGCACAUAGCGACUCUCGCGCAGUGUGACAGAAACACGUGACAGGUUUGGGUCAAGCGCAGCGUGAAGAGUGGAGAAUGGAAGACUCCUCCAGUUUCUGGCAGGGUUCCAAAGCUCCCC
Messenger RNA from Durusdinium trenchii, 1139 nucleotides. Lineage: Eukaryota; Dinophyceae; Suessiales; Symbiodiniaceae. The record is from the annotation of a GenBank genome assembly.